This is a messenger RNA of Sphenostylis stenocarpa, 486 nucleotides long. The record is from the annotation of a GenBank genome assembly. Lineage: Eukaryota; Viridiplantae; Streptophyta; Magnoliopsida; Fabales; Fabaceae.
AUGAACGGUGUUCGCAUUUUUUGUUUUCUCCUCGAGACGAGACAAACAAUUCUGGAGACGAAGGAUGGAGGAAACACUUGGGCUCCGCGUUCCAUUCCCUCUGCCGAAGACGAAGAUUUCAACUAUCGCUUCAAUUCUAUCAGUUUCAAAGGGAAGGAAGGGUGGAUAGUUGGAAAACUUGCGAUUCUGUUGUACACUACUGAUGCUGGAGAAAGCUGGGAGAGGAUACCGCUCAGUGCUGAACUUCCAGGGGAUAUGCAUUGUGCAAUAUAUAUUACUACUAACAGAGGUUACAACUGGAGGGUUGCUGUUCAGGAAACUGUGUCAGCUACUCUUAACAGAACAGUUUCUAGUGGUAGUAGGGGUGCAAGCUAUUACACUAGGACUUUCAAUACUGUCAAUCGCUCUCCCGAUGGAAGGUAUGUUGCAGUCUCAAGUCGGGGCAACUUCUACUUAACCUGGGAGCCUGGUCAGUUGAUUCUAUAG